AGGAUUAAUGCUACCAACAGACACAGAACAAUUUGCUUCAGGCUCAAUGUCAAGUUUUACUAUAAAAUGGUGGGACAUUUUCACUGGUGUUUUGGAUAUAAAACGGCAGCACAAAGAUUACCUUCGCAAAAAGAACGAGAAUCUAACAAUCACAGGAGAAAACAGAAGAAUUCGGAGAUUUCCACUGAGGGAAAGAUACACCAAAGUAACUAUUGUUCCUUCACUGGGUGAGCAGGAACACACAGACAAUACACUGAAGACCAGGAGUACGGCAGGUGGAGAAAUCUGGAGGAAAGCUGAGCAAAAUUAUCGGGAAGAAAUACCGUUAGAUAGGUUACUGAGAAAACAUUGUAAUCAGACGGGAGGCACUGGGACCACUCUCAUCAUUGGACCAUCAGGUUUUGGGAAAAGUACCAUAAUACAGAAAAUAAUACAUGGCUGGGCAGCAGGUGAAAUGUACCGAGAGAUUGACGUGAUCUUUCCAUUUAAAGUUCAGAAAUUGAAUUCCAUCGAUGGGGAAACCUGCUUAAAUGAACUGAUAUUAGAUUUCUUUCCCAAUUUCACAAACUACUUAGAGUUUCUGUGGAACAAACCAGAGAAAAUACUGUUCAUAUUCGAUGACUUGGAUCUUUUCCAGAAACCCAUCGAUAUCACUGAGGUGCCAAGUGCCAAUGGUGAUGGAUCUCAGAGUUUCGGGCCUGAACAUUUGUGUGAAAUCUCCCACAUUGUGUGCAGUCUGAUAAAAGGGCAGUUGCUGAAAGGCUGCUCAGUGUUGGGAACGAGUUCCCCAUGGAAACUGCAGACUCUUGAGAAAGUCGGAUUAAAUCGAGUUGUCGAUAUCCUGGGCUUCAGUGCAGACACGAUGAAAGAAUAUUCUCAUCGCUGCUCUGCAGCUGGACAGUUUGCUUCAGAUUUUAUUGAUCAGGAUGAGAAAUUAUACGCCAUGUGCCAUAAUCCUCGCUUCUGCUCGGUUCUAUGUUCAAUACUGGAAGCCCAGCAGAAAGAAGGAGCCCAGAUACCAGCAUUCACAACCUGUACAAGGGUGUUCCUCACUUAUGUCACUUGUCUUUUGAAGAAAUGUUUUUAUGAUGAUGUCAAUGCUCACAAUGUCCUUCUGAAAUUGGGUAGCUUAGCCUACUGGGGAAUUUGCAAUAAAACCAAUGUGUUUAAUAGUGGCCAAUUCAAACAGCACAAGCUCCCUAUUUCCAACUGGAUCUCGGGAUUUAUGAUAGAAAUUCAAGACAAUGAUGGUAUUAGCUACGUGUUCACUCACCCCAUUUUGAAGGAUUUUGUUGCUGCCCUGUUUAAAUGUCAAAGUACACCAGCUGACCAAGUGAAAAAAAUACUUACUGAAUGGUACAGCUGCACGGACGACAGGUUUAAAUUUGUUUCCCGUUUCUUCAUUGGCCUCUCAUCACCAAAUUCAUUGAAACAGGUUGGGUUUUACUGGGGAGAACUACAGUCUGAAACAGCUUCAAAUGUAUCAGACUGGCUGAAAGAAAAAUUCAACAGUUAUGUGCAGAACCUGGAAAGUGAGAGAAACCAAAAAGGUCUCCUUGAAAUAUUGCAUUGUCUCCUUGAAUUUGGUGAUGCCAUGCUGCUAAAAGAUGUCUUAACUCCAAUGAAGACAUUACGAUUCACAAAGUGCCCUCAUAAAACCUUUGACUGUACGGUUCUGUCAAAAGCUUUAAUGAUGGUUCAGGAGAUUGAGGAGCUGGAUCUGGACGGUUGUGGGAUAGGAAAUGAGGGCAUCCACCAGCUGGAGUCAGUGUUACAUAAAUGCGAGGUACUCAGACUCAACAUGAAUAACCUGGGUGAUUUGGGAGUGACACAUCUCUCUGCCAUUCUAAAGUAUUUAUAUUGCAAAAUAGAGACAUUGUCCUUAAAAUCCAAUAAUCUCACAGAUGGCUGUGUGGAAAUCUUAACCUCUGCUCUUCGUGAAAAUACUGUGUUGUUAAAACUGGACAUCAGCAAUGAUGAUCUGAAUGGUGACCAUGCCAACAGGCUGACAGAUCAAUCUGUUCCUGCACUAUCCCAGUUCAUUCAGAAUUGCACACGAAUGACUGAAAUCAACUUGAAGAAUAAUCUAUUCUCUGGGGAAGGACUGAAAAGAUUUAAGUGGGUUCAUCCAUCAAGUGAUUUAACUGUAAUAACAGAGUGAAAGAGGCAAACCUGAUGACGAUCGUGAUUCUUUUCAAAGGAAACUGUGGCCUUUCCAAGUGUAUCUCUGUCUACAUGGUAGCCAUGGCAACAGCAGAUCUAUUGGUGAUGCUCAUCAACGUGAUGCUAUAUCACAUUUUCACCUUUCAUUUUCCAUUUUCAUUAUUGGCCUUAACUCCCAUUUGCAAGCUAAUUUUAUAUUUAACCACCGUCACCAUUGACUUGUCCGUUUGGUUCACCGUCAGCUUCACAUUUGACAGGUUUGUAAUUAUCUGCUGCCAAAAGCUUAGAACAAGCCAUUGCACCCAGAAAACUGCAGUGACCGUUACAGUAUCAUUCUGUGUCAUGAUGGGGAUAAAGAACAUUCCAUUUCUCUUUGCAUUUGAACCUCAGCAAAUCAUCAAUAAGAUGCAGUGGGGUUGCAGGACAAGGGAAAGCUUCUUCUCUUCACCACCAGGGGCAGCCUACGCCUGGUUUCAUGUUGCCUGGGUUGUCUGCCUUCCCUUCACAUUCAUCAUACUGUUUAACUCUCUGACAAUCAGACGCAUCUUGGUCGGCAGCAGAGCCCGCAGUGGACUGAGAGGGACACGUG
Molecule: messenger RNA, 2752 nt
Organism: Chiloscyllium plagiosum (whitespotted bambooshark)
Lineage: Eukaryota; Metazoa; Chordata; Chondrichthyes; Orectolobiformes; Hemiscylliidae
Source: RefSeq, a predicted model, not a curated record